UCUCUCUCUCUCUCUCUCUCUCUCUCUCUCUCUCUCUCUCUUAUGGGAACACUUGUGGGUCAUGUUGCUCCAGGGUUUGCCUUCUUGGCACUUGGCCUGUGGCAUUUAUUCAACCACAUCAAACUCUUUUGCCUUCAACCCAAAAGCUACACUUCAUCGCCAUGGUUCCCAACGUCGAAACUCAGACACUUAGAACUCUACUUAAUCAUGCUCGGCUCUUCCAUCUCCAUAGCCAUGGAGCUCGUCAUAGGACCCAGAAAGCACCAGCCUUUCGACUCCGACGGUUCCAUUCCUGCGAACCAUCUCCACAAUUUCGAACACUCUUCUAUCUCCGUGACGUUCUUUGUCUACGCCGCCUUCGCGCUUGUUUUCGACAAGACCGGGACUAGGGCUAGUUACGGACUCACCAACUUCGUUGGAGCCGUUGCUUUUGCUCAGCAACUCUUCCUUUUCCAUCUCCAUUCCAGUGAUCAUAUGGGCAUUGAGGGGCAUUACCAUUUGCUCCUCCAAUUCGUCAUCUUCGUCUCUCUUGUCACAACUCUCCUGGGAAUGGCGAUGCCAGAGAGUUUCUUGGCGAGUUUUGUGAGAUCAUCGAGCAUAGCCUUUCAAGGAGUAUGGCUCAUAGCGAUGGGUUACAUGCUUUGGACGCCAAGUUUGAUCCCAAAGGGAUGUUUCCUUCACCUCGAAGACGGCCACCGCGUGGUCCGAUGCUCGAGCCACGACGCCUUGGACCGAGCCAAGUCGCUGGUCAACAUCGAGUUUAGUUGGUUCCUUGUCGGAAUCACACUCUUUGUCGUGUCCCUUUACUUGUUUCUUGAUCGGGUUUAUGGUGAAAACGUUCAGUACUCAACUUUGACCGCCAGAGAUCAGACGGAACAAGGCAUCGAGCCGCCGAAUAUAAGCAAGCCCAGAUGGGUAAAUUGGUUGGAGAUCGUGACGUUGAAAGGUGAGAAGAAUUUGGAGAAGAUAAAUGGCGUUCAUACGGAUCAUAUACGAUGACGUGGUUGAUUCAUUAGGUGUUAUAGUCCACACAAAUUUGUACAAAAUAGUAAUCAAUUAUAGAAAAAAGAAAGAAAGUGGGUGAUUGUACAAAUUAAAGCCUGAUUGGGCUACGUAUAUAUAUAUAUAUAGACGUAAAAGAGCGAGUAAUAUAAAUUAUUUUUCUUUUU
Messenger RNA from Tarenaya hassleriana, 1169 nucleotides. RefSeq names its product transmembrane protein 45B-like. NCBI's taxonomy places the organism in Eukaryota, Viridiplantae, Streptophyta, Magnoliopsida, Brassicales, Cleomaceae. The coding region runs from base 43 to 999 and encodes 318 amino acids. The transcript has 2 exons. The record is from RefSeq and is a predicted model, not a curated record.